Messenger RNA from Bursaphelenchus okinawaensis, 1366 nucleotides. Lineage: Eukaryota; Metazoa; Nematoda; Chromadorea; Rhabditida; Aphelenchoididae. The record is from the annotation of a GenBank genome assembly.
AUGACUCGAGAACAGGCUUACUUAGAUGAACUGGUGAGUGGCGCCAGCUCCUGCACUUCUAUGGAUUCCCUCACAAACUCCACCCUGACCGACUUCUCCACCGACGACGAUGACUUCCUGGACGUAGAAGAGGCCGAGACCAUGCUACGGGAGGCGAAGCAGCAAAGGCUGCAACAAAAGCUCAAGUCCAAGCCGGAUACCGACACUAAAAUGGGGUCCAGCUGGCUGGCUGCCCUCUGGGACGGGUCCAGGUUUUGGCUGUGCGGGUUAGGCGGGACCCAAUCCACCUCGCUGGCGGUGCCUGAACAUGCGCAUCCGCCUCCGAACAGCAGUGGCUGGCCGUCGAGCACGAGUUUUGCGGCCCCGAGACAAGAACAAAGUUCGGCCGAAUGGUUAGGCGAUCAGCAGAGACUCCUGAGGAUCUGGAGGGUGCGCGAAAAGCGCAAACGUCAGAUGAAGGGGGACGACUCGAGAUCGUCCGGAUCUGAUACUCCUACGCAGAAACGAGCUCUUCCACCCCACUGGAAGCCUCUGUCUCUUGCGUGUACUGCGACAUCAGCAACUAUGGUAAGUUCGACAACUUUGUAGUGACCUUUUACCUAUGACAACAUGAGUAAAAGCUAGAAAUAUACAAAAAAUAACCAUAGGUAACUAAACUUUUUAAAAUUUUAAAUCUUUUACAAAAGUAAUAAAGUUUAUAAUUAUGCCAUUUUCAGGCGGACGCCGUGACAGAAGCCCUCGAGCAGCUAACUGCUGACCAAAUCGAACGUAAGUAACAUAAAUGGUUAUCUGACCACUUCUUACAGAGUUCCGAAAGUACUUCAACAUGUUUGACAAGGAACAGAAAGGCUUUAUUAGGGCAAACCAAGUGGGCCAGAUCCUUAGGACAAUGGGUCAAGCCUUCGAAGAAAGAGAUCUGAAGCAACUGAUCAAAGAAUUCGAUUCUGAUGGUAAGUUAUCAUAAAAGGGAAUCUGGAAAAUGCAUUUAAUGUAAAAGUCGUUUUAAUCUGGAAGAGAAAAUUGAUAAAACUAAAUUAUUUCAAAGUUUUAGCUCUUUAAUUGUAGUCAAAUAUUGAUUUCAGGUUCCGGUGAGAUUGAAUUCGAAGAAUUUGCUGCUAUGGUUGCCAACUUCGUCGUGACGGCAGAAGAUAACGAAGGUUUGGAAGAAGAAUUGAGAGAAGCCUUCAGGUUGUACGAUAAGGAGGGAAACGGCUACAUUAACGUCUCGGACUUGAGAGAAAUCCUCCGCGCUUUGGAUGACAAUGUUUCUGAAGAGGAAUUGGACGAAAUGAUCGCAGAAAUUGAUACAGAUGGCUCCGGCACCGUCGACUUUGACGAGUUCAUGGAGAUGAUGUCUGGAGAGUAA